Hepatospora eriocheir is the source of this 309-nucleotide messenger RNA. The record is from the annotation of a GenBank genome assembly. NCBI's taxonomy places the organism in Eukaryota, Fungi, Microsporidia, Hepatosporidae.
AUGGAAAAAGAGAAUGAUGAAAAUAAUAAAACAGUUAUUUUAAAACUAAAAGAAAAUGAAACAGAAUAUGAUAGACAUUUGAUGGAGUUAGAAAUCUGUAGAGUUUUUGUUAAAAAUCCUAAGAUGGGUAUUUUAGAAACUGAAAGACUGCUACAUAAAAAAAUUGGACAAAUUGAUAAAACUUAUGAUGAUUUUUUUACAGUAUUUUUGAAUAUUAAAAGUAAGGCAGUUGAUGGUGAUCCAAUUAAAUAUUUAGAAAAUUAUUGUUUAAAUGAAAGUUCCAAGUGGAAACAUUAUGAAAGAAAAUAA